Lampris incognitus (smalleye Pacific opah) is the source of this 5522-nucleotide messenger RNA. RefSeq names its product equilibrative nucleoside transporter 1-like. Gene Ontology annotation, molecular function: nucleoside transmembrane transporter activity. Gene Ontology annotation, cellular component: plasma membrane. Gene Ontology annotation, biological process: nucleoside transmembrane transport; uridine transmembrane transport. The coding region runs from base 630 to 1958 and encodes 442 amino acids. The record is from RefSeq and is a predicted model, not a curated record. The transcript is spliced from 14 exons. NCBI's taxonomy places the organism in Eukaryota, Metazoa, Chordata, Actinopteri, Lampriformes, Lampridae.
GGAGCACUUGAACAUGGCCGCUGAAUGCACUCUCUUGUAAAUUGCUUUGGACAAAGGCGUCUGAUAAAUCAAAGGUAUUCCCCUUUGACUCGUCCCAAACCAUUGUCACGACGCCUCCUGCUCCACGUCACAGCUCCGAGGGCAGACUGGUUUAGCCCCGUGCCUCUCUGGCUGUCUGCUGGCUCACAUAGCCAGUGGGGACUUCGUCGGUGCCGGACGGAGCCUCUGGUGGACGCCAAGUUGUACUUGGCCAAUUACCCCACUCUUCCGAGCCGUCCCGGUCGUUCCUCCACCCCCUGUGCCGAUCCAGGGGAGGGUUGCAGACUACCACAUGCCUCCACUGAUACAUGUGGAGUCGCCAGCCGCUUCUUUUCACCUGACAGUGAGGAGUUUCGUCAGGGGGACAUCAGGGAGAAUCACACUGCCCCCCCCCCCGAACAUGCACCCCGACCGACCAGAGGAGACGCUAGUGCAGCGACCAAGACACACCCACAUCCAGCUUCCCACCUGCAGACACAGCCAGUUGUGUCUGUAGAGACGCCCAACUAAACACGGAGAUUCGAACCAGAGAUCCCCGUGUUGACCAAAAUCCUGAUUCAACACUCAGCAGGAGUUGUCUCACAGGAACCAUGACGGCCGUCAAUGCACCUCGUGACAAAUACAAUGCAGUGUGGAUCAUUUUCUUCAUACUUGGUCUGGGAACCCUUUUGCCAUGGAAUUUCUUCAUGACGGCAACAAUGUAUUUCACCAGUAGGCUGAGAGACCAGCCUAUUGAAGUCUCCUCCAAUCACACGUCUAACGGGACCCUGAAUGGCCAGGACACUCGGAACGUCCUGGAGUCGAAGUUUAACAAUGUGAUGACGCUGUGUGCCAUGGUACCUCUGCUCAUCUUCACCUGCCUCAACUCGUUCAUACACCAGAGGAUUCCCCAGAAGCUGAGGAUAUUAGGUAGUCUAAUGGUCAUCCUGGUGGUAUUCUUGCUGACGGCCAUUUUGGUCAAGGUGGAUGUGUCACCGCUGCCCUUCUUUUCCCUGACCAUGAUCAAAAUCAUCUGCAUCAACUCCUUUGGUGCAAUUCUCCAGAGCAGUCUCUUUGGGCUGACAGGGCUGCUGCCUGCCUCCUACACUACUCCCAUCAUGAGCGGACAGGGGCUGGCUGGGACCUUUGCCGCUUUCUCAAUGAUUUGUGCUCUGGCCAGUGGCUCAGCCCUGCAGGACAGUGCAUUUGGCUACUUCAUCACAGCCUGCGUGGUGAUUCUAUUGGCCAUAAUGUCCUACAUCACUCUGCCAAAAAUGGAGUUUUUCCAGUAUUAUACGGAGAGCAGCGGAUCUAGGUCCUGCAGUGACGAGGAGAACAAGAUGGACUUGCUCAAGAAAGAAAAGCGACCGGUGGUGAGUCUAACAGAAGAGGAGGCCAGUACUUCCGUGUCUGUGUUCAGUAUCUUCAAACAGAUCUCCGUAAUGGCUCUGUCAGUUUGCUUCAUCUUCACCAUCACCAUUGGGACCUUCCCAGCUGUUACAGUUGAGGUCAAGACGACUGUAGUAGAUAAAGGAGCCUGGGACACCUACUUCAUCCCUGUGUCAUGUUUCCUCCUCUUCAACGUGAUGGACUGGGCCGGCAGGAGUCUGACCGCUGUCUGUAUGUGGCCUGGUAAGGACAGCAUCUGGCUGCCUGUCCUGGUGGGCCUGCGGGUGGUCUUUGUGCCUCUGUUCAUGUUGUGUAAUGUCCAGCCUCGCAACUACCUCCCCGUAAUUUUCGCCCACGACGCCUGGUACAUCAUCUUCAUGAUUCUCUUCUCCUUCUCCAAUGGAUACCUGGCCAGCCUCUGCAUGUGCUUCGGACCCAAGAAGGUGGCACAGCAUGAGGCAGAGACAGCGGGGGCCAUCAUGGCCUUCUUCUUAUCCCUGGGCUUGGCAUUGGGCGCGGCACUGUCCUUCGCCUUCCGCUCCAUGAUCUAGAGCUCUAAGCAGAACCGCAGAGUGGGCUACAGCUGUGACCAGCCUGAGCGGAGACCCCUUCCUCCCACCCCCAUCCCAGUUACUCCCCAUUUCAUGACACAUAAGGGAGAACCCAUGAACAACAGUACUAGCAAACCUCAUGUCCCUUGCAACCAUCAGCCAAGUGAGAGAACAAGAGGCAAAGGGAUCGGCAGCCUACUUUUCAAUUCCUUAAAUGGAGUAGAGUCCAACUUUCGUUGGCCAGUUUUUGUUUUUGUUUUUUACCCCUGUCUAGCUGCCACGGAAGUGAUUUAUGACACAUACCGAUGCAUACUUGUGCUUGUCUCCCGUUCUGGACAGUUAUAGAGUUAUAGUAGUGUCGCACACUUUGAAAGGCAGUUCCUAACAGUUUUUUUCCCCUUCGGCCAGAAACGGACAGGAGGCAGGAGAGUAGGAGUGCAACGGUCCAGUUAGCCCACGGUUCGGUUCGUACCUUGGUUUUUGGGUCACAGUUUCGGUUCGGUUCGGUUUCAAAUUACAUUGUUGGUGAAAUAAGUUCGGGAGGGAAUAACGUAGCACGGAUCGAGCGUAUGCGUUAGCUGACGAAAGCCCACAUCUCCAACCACCGAAAAGGGCUGCAUGUCUUUAGCAAUGAACACCCCCGGGGGCUGCACGGGUUAUUGUUUUGUGUUUCUCUGAGUUGGCGCUAUAGGUUUGUUGGAAAGCAUCUCCGAUAGACGGUUGUUUUGUUCACUGGUGCGGUUACCCGUGCGUCUGUCCUGCUUCCAGAGAGCGAGACAUCUGGGUGGUGCCGGCGGAGAUGCUGGCUCAUAUUGGAAGUGUUUCCACUUGCGUAGUACGGGGACAUGGGUCAAGCAAUGCUUGCAGCACACAGUGUUAUUUCUGUCCACUGUUUUGUCUCCCUCAUCGUUGUAUUCAACAGCAAACCCGAAAUGUCCGCAGAUUUGUAUGAAGACGGUGCUUCUUCAAACUUUUCUCUCUCUACUCCUCCACUCGCCAUGACUUUUUUUUCUGCUUCUGCAAGCUACCGCCGUCUUUUCAACUCGACUGUCGGCUCCAGUUACAAGGGGGCUGGGGGGUGGGGGGCUAACAGUGAAAAAUCCAUUCGCCGGCAGUAAGAAACGCCUGUCAACUAUUCACGCACAUUUUAACUGCAAAACCGAAAACCCCGGUCCAUAAGGGCGGGUUGAACCGUACAGGGCGGACUGUACGGUUCGGUUUUAAACCGAAAACCGUUGCAAGCCUACAGGAGAGGGAGCUAUUUCCCACUCAGUGCAUCAAAACUGAUCUUGGUAUAGAAAUUAAGCAUAGAUGUGGUAUGUAGUAUUAGCUGUGGUAGCAUUUAUCUUCUGGAAUGUUUUACAUGUUCAAUGUAUUUGUGUGUUUUAUGACCUUUUUUGUCAUUUGGAUUGGAAAAGUUUCACUUGAAAUGCCAUUUUUGUCUCGCAUAGAGUGUCAAGCACGGUAAAAUUAGUAAAUUUUCUAAAAUCCUUGUUUACACAAGACUCCUGCACACACUUAGUGUUCAUGGCCAAAUUCAAGCCAAAGUGGUGAUUUGGUAAGAAAUUGAUGUUAAGUUACAACAUGUUAAUACUUUGCUCCUCUUUUCUAAAAUGAGCAGUAAAAAGGAUUGUUACAUAGUUAUGAAUCUCAGAAAUACAAUUUUUCCUUUUCCGUAUAUUUUUUUUGCAUGUUUGAGUCUUUGAUAAAGUCAAAGAACCCUCUUUUUUUUAUCAGCAUGGCCCCAUUCAUGCAUUUGGCUGGUCCAUGUAAAUGGGUAGAGGCCAAAGGUCAUAAACUUUGGCUUGUUGGAGGAUAUUAAACUUUAACCUGUUGCGUGGUGGUGGAUUGAGAAAAAAAUUCUUUGUAUGUAAAACAUGACACUGACCUACCACAGUUAUUUAGUUUUUAUGUAUUUAUAAUGAAGCCAAACAUGGAAAAGGAAAAAUGGGGUGCUGCUGAAGGGAAGUUUUCAUGUUACUUUGCUCUCUGCAGCUCUACUCCCAUAGCCUUACUUAUCUUCUCACCUGACCGGGGUCUCCUCUGUCCCAAAUCGUCCUUUAAGGCUCUUAAUAACCUAGCUCCUUCAUAUCUUUCUGAACUUCUUCAUAGCCACAUUGCCCUCCUGCACUCUCAGAUCCUCUUCUUUGGCCUCAUGUAUCAGCGUUACUAUGGGCAAAUUUGUGUGUGGACACCCAUGGGAUUUUUUAGCCCUGAAGUUUGUCUCCGAGACCAGUGUAGAACCUGGGUAACCCCUGAAUUUAGACACCGAUUGGCUAACACUGAUGUAUUUGCAGGCCUGGGUGAUUGCUCGUUGCAAGAGGUACACAGUAGAUGUUAGGAGGAAGGAAUUAUAAAUAACCAUCAUGCUAUGCUGCUGCCUGUCACGCAAUCUUGAGGGCUAAAAAAUUCCAUGGGUGUGUACGCACAAAUUUGCCCAUAGUAACGAUUGAUACAUGAGGCCCCUGCUCUCCAACUCACUACAUCACUGGCCCGCUUGACUACCAUGGGGUCUAGAGCCUUCAGUCAUUCUGCCCCCCACCUAUGGAACUCUUCCACAAGACAUUAGCAACACUAACUCUCUUUCAUCCUCCAAAUCCCAUCUCAAAACGUACCUUUUCUAACUGGCAUAUUCAGUCUGAUGCACGCUUUGUUGAGUUUUGUGCUGCUGCUGAUUUUAUAGUUAUCUGUUGUGUUAACUUUUUAUUGUCUACCCUGCUUUGUUUUGAUAUUAUGUUGUCUGAUACAGUGCUGCUUGUUUUUUGAACUGUGUUCUGUAAGGUGUCCAUGAGUGCUCUGAAAGGUGCCCACAAAUAAAAUGUGUUAUUAUUAUUAUGGCGGCACGGUGGCGCAUUGGUUCAUGCAGUCACCUCACAGCAAGAAGGUCCUGGGUUCGAGCACCAAGGUAGUCCAACCUUGGGGGUCGUCCCGGGUCAUCCUCUGUGUGGAGUUUGCAUGUUCUUCCUGUGUCUGCCUGGGUUUCCUCCGGGGGCUCCGGUUUCUUCCCACAGUCCAAAGACAUGUAGGUCAGGUGAAUCAGCCAUACUAAAUUGUCCCUAGGUAUGAAUGUGUGUGUGUGUCUCGGCCGGCCCUGUGUGAUGUUCUGGUGGCCUGUCCAGAGUGUCUCCCCGCCUGCCGCCCAAUGACUGCUGGGAGAGGCUCCAGAACCCCCGUGACCCUGAGAACAGGAUAAACGGUUUGGAUAAUGGAUGGAUGGAUAUUAUCUUUGAAUCAGAUCAGUUAUUGCUUCGAAUGUAUUGAAGUUUGAGUCAGAUGGAUCGGUCCUCAGUGCUAAAUUCGAGGCCUGAUUCACAAAUCUGGGCUAUCAUCCUACAUCAGAAAGUUUCUUCUGCUGGUUGUUCAUUGUCUUAUUUUUUAUUUAUCAUCACAUGAUAGAUGAAGUUGUUCCAGCCGGGGCAGUUCCAGGGUACAUUGUUUCGCCGGGGGUCUCUUUCUUAUGUUGCUUUACCUUUGACUUGGCUGAUCUUGAGCAAGGACAAUUGAAGUUACAAAGACAUACACUGCCGUUCAAAAGUUUGGGAUCACCCAAACAAUUUCGUGUUU